This is a messenger RNA of Kalmanozyma brasiliensis GHG001, 1218 nucleotides long. Its product is annotated as Protein of unknown function DUF2419. The record is from RefSeq and is a predicted model, not a curated record. Lineage: Eukaryota; Fungi; Basidiomycota; Ustilaginomycetes; Ustilaginales. Gene Ontology annotation, biological process: tRNA modification. The transcript has a single exon. Bases 1 to 1218 code for a protein of 405 amino acids.
AUGACCGCUUCACAAUCGCCGCUACCCUCGGGGAGCGACUUCGUCUCUGCCACCCGCACCUCCUGCUCAACCCUCUCUUCCACCCUCGGUCUCACACCCAACACCGCCGGCAUCGACGCCUUCCUCCGCACUCUCUCGGCACCCACGUUUGAGCGGUUGAAAACGCAACACGGCCUCACCUUUCCCCUUCGCUUUCCCACCCCGUUGGCCGAGCUCAACUUCCUCUCCCUCCUCUCCCUCCUCAAUGCCUACUCCGGCUAUCGCGUCGCGUUUCACACGCAAACCGGCAGUGGGGCGUAUCAGAACAUCGUUCGGCUCAUGAUGGGGUUGUACAUUUCGGGUGGCGAAGACAAGGUGGUGGGGAGCAAAGCGUUGACGAGUCGCGGAAUGGUGGAGUUGACCGAGGCGAAGAUUGUCGAGCUGCUCGGCGUGAGCGUGCACGAAGAGCGAGAGCAUGAAACGCUCAAAGGCGUCACUGUCGGUGUGAGAGGUGGCGACAUGUUGGAUUGCGUACAGAUGAUCCUUUCCACCUUGCAGGGGGUCGGCAAGACUCUACUCGAGCAAGAACAUGCCAGUCUCGGCAGCUACAUCGCUUCCCUGCUCACCCAGGUCAAGACCAACAACCUCGGCGAUGCCGACGCAACAAGUUUCCUUGUCAAAUCGAUUGCCGAGACGCUCCCCGAGUUUUGCGACACCCACACCCUCGCCCCUAGCGGUGAGGAAGUGUAUCUGUUCAAACGCAUCUUCUUCCUCCUCCACAGCCUGAGGCUUCGUUUUGCCGACCACCCGGAAUGGGGGGUGCAAGAUACGACAGAAACGCUCCCCAUGUUCGUGGACAACGUGCUACCCACGCUGUGCGUGUGGUUUCACUUGCUUUCCGUCCCGCACACCGCGCCGGAGGGGAUGGAGACGUUGUUCCACUGGGUGCGCACGCAACACGUCGACGGGGAGUUGACACGGGAGAAGUUGGAAGGGAUGCAGAAGAAUGUCGCAGGACCCAAGUUGAGCGCUGACGAGACGUACGCGAUUCGGGCGGCGACGUUGAAUGUGGGACGGGUCGUCGUGGAGAGAGCCAAAGAGUUGGCCAAGGAAGAAGGGAGGGAGUGGCUGGAGGGGUUGAACGAGGUGGAUUUGGACGGGUACCUGUGGGCGGUGGCCAAGGACGAUGAGUUGUUGCGCAAGGUGCCUAGGUUGGUGUUUGCCAGCAUUCACUUUUGA